AUGGCGUGGCUCGCAGCAGCAGCAAAAGGUCAGCUUGCAGAUGCAGAAGAGAAGCAGCUGCAGCAGCGAAGGGGUUCAGCAGCAGCAGCAGCAGCAGCAGCAACAGCAGCAGAGCUGCAGGCUGCACCCCUAAUAGCAGAAGCAGCAUCCACAGCAACGGACGACAUCUGCUUGACCCCGAGAGCAGCAGCAGGAGCAGCAGCAGCAGACGAAGCAGCAGCAGCAGCAGCAGCAGCAGCAGCAGCAGCAGCAGCAGCAGCAUCUCCUGCUGUACGUACACCUCGGGGUGAGUGCCGCCGCAGCCCAGGCAGCGUAUCUCCCUCUCCUUCUGUUUUCUCUCCUGCUGCUGCUGUUGCUGCAGCAGGGUCGUUCUCCCCAGCAGCAGCAGCAGCAGCAGCAGCAGCAGAAGCAGCAAGAGGCGGUACUCUCUCCCCUGCAGCAGCAGCAGAGGAAGCAGCAGCAGCACAAGCAGCAGCAGCAGCAGCAAGAAGUGUGUGGCUAGGACACAGCAGCAGCUCGCUCCGCCUUGAGCAGCUGCAGCAGCUGAAAGACGAAGUAACAACAAACAGAAGAAAAAGGCAGCAACGCAGGCAGCAGCAGCAGCAGCAGCUGCUGCAGCAGCAGCAGCAACAGCAGCAGCAGCAAGGGAAACAGCAGCAGCAGCAGCAGCAACAGCAGCAGCAGCAGCAGGAGCCGCAAACCCCACAAACCGAGCAGAAGCUGCAGCAACGAAGGCCGCUGCGCACGCAGCAGCGGCGGCAGCAACAGCAGCUACUGCAGCAGCAGCAGCAGCAGCAGCAGCAGCAACAGCAGCAGCAGCAAAGUGCUGCGGGCCCCCGAGCAGGAGAAAAAGAUAAACGCGCAAAGCUUAUAGACUACAGGGGGAGGUAA
This is a messenger RNA of Eimeria mitis, 891 nucleotides long. RefSeq lists its product as uncharacterized. The transcript has a single exon. Lineage: Eukaryota; Apicomplexa; Conoidasida; Eucoccidiorida; Eimeriidae. Bases 1 to 891 code for a protein of 296 amino acids. The record is from RefSeq and is a predicted model, not a curated record.